UGGAAGAGGAGGAGGAGGAGGAGGCCGGCAGUGGAGGAAGGACAGCCAGAGGAGGAAGAGGUGGCGGAGCGGCGGUCACCAGUUCGAUUCCCUUCGUCUGAGUGUGUGAGUGAAGGAUGUUCGAGGCGGAUCUAUAGUAGGACUUGAAUCUAUGUAAAGGAGGACUGGGAGAGGUCUGCGCCAAUCAGCGGUGAGCACGCCACACACCCAGCCAAUCAGCGUCGAGGAGGAGCGGCAGUCGGCCAAUCAGCGCCCUGCCCGUUGAGUUGAUGCCGUUUGAAGCCUCGGGGCGUCUUGACCAAGCAGCUUGUUCGAGGGUGCUGCUGCAGCAGCACUCCCUAGUGUGGCGGAGAAGACUGCUGAGCGAGGUGCGGCCUCGCUCCAAGCUCUCUCGCACUAAGAGAUGCCUGUCAUUAUCAACUCAAGACACCAACAGCGACUUCAAAACUUUCAGUCAUCCCAGACUCCCGGGCAGUGUCCUUCUCAGCCCUGGAGAGAUAGCUCACCCAGGCGGCCCCUCGGAGGCCCCUACACCAACCUCAGAGCCACCAGCCGUGUCAGCAGUCCUGCCCUGCCCAGGGGUGGGUGGACAUCCCCCACCAGGAGGUGCUGGUUCAGUAGCCUCUGGUUCCCAGGGAUCUUCUCACCCGGCAUGGCUGGCCUCCCGGCACCUCCACCUGAAGAAGGGGAAACAUUACACUGUUUGUACCUCACAGAAUAAAGCAUCAUGA
Messenger RNA from Eriocheir sinensis (Chinese mitten crab), 731 nucleotides. RefSeq lists its product as uncharacterized. The coding region runs from base 270 to 731 and encodes 153 amino acids. NCBI's taxonomy places the organism in Eukaryota, Metazoa, Arthropoda, Malacostraca, Decapoda, Varunidae. The transcript is spliced from 4 exons. The record is from RefSeq and is a predicted model, not a curated record.